Molecule: messenger RNA, 918 nt
Organism: Orbilia oligospora ATCC 24927
Lineage: Eukaryota; Fungi; Ascomycota; Orbiliomycetes; Orbiliales; Orbiliaceae
Exons: 2
Coding region: 1-918 (305 amino acids)
Source: RefSeq, a predicted model, not a curated record
AUGAAUCCUUACGAAGCAGACCCAGCAAACGUUCCUGCUGAUGAUCCUUAUGCUGAUGUACCUCUUUAUGGUCGCUACCUCCCCCGGCAAAACGAUUUCCGUCCGAAGACCGAUCAUAUACGAUCAUCAACACCAGAAUCACUAAGAUACUGGGAGUCUGUCUUAAAACACUUAGACUCGUCGACUUUGCUAUAUGAGGACCCAGAUGACGACGCAAGGGAUGUCUUUGCGUUCGGCAGCAUCAUUGUCAAGUCGAGCCACUUGAAGUCAACACUGCCCAUGCGUCAGUACUCUCUGUCCGAUGAAAACGAACUCGCUGCAACGAAGGUUGUUCGAGGCGCCUUGAAUAGAAUGGGAAUUGAAGUCCCAGAGAUUAUAUUCGCUGGGAAGGUGAACGGGCGCGAUACCUUGAUACAAACCCGCAUCUCCGGAGUGACUCUUAAUGUCGCAUGGCCUUAUCUAAAUGCUACCCAAAAAGCAUCAUUUAAGUCCCAGGCACGUAAGGUCUUGGGGCAAUUCCGAAAUAUUUACUCGAACUCCAGUUCUAGUUUACCGUCAUACUUGGUGCCAGAUAACGACCCUGUUAAGCACCGCAACAUCACAGAGGAAGAAAAAAGUAUCCUUUUCGGUAAAUACAGAGAUCAUGCUUUUGACGGGAAAGCUAUCCGAGAGGAAGAGCGGAGCGAAGAUUUUUGCCUUAUGCACAACGAUCUUGGAACUUCAAAUAUCAUUGUGAAUCAUGAUAGGAUUGUCGGUAUCAUCGACUGGGAAAUGGCUGGGUUUUUCGGCUUGAAACGAGCUUGUGCUGUGCACCAACAAUGUCGCACUCCUAAGCGGGAAGAUUUCGCAAAUCUUAAUCUUGAGGAGGAACAUCUGGCAGAUCUUACGUAUUGGUAUGAUUUGUAUCAAUUGGAUUGA